ACUGAACCAUUUCAUUAAGCCGAGAAAUCGAGAGAUCUCAGCGCUAAGGAUGGCUCAGCUAGCGGGCCGUCUUAUCGUGCCUCUGGCGGUUGGUGUUGGUUUGCUUCAGGCCAGUUUAUACGAUGUACCAGGUGGUUACCGUGCUGUUAUGUUCGACAGGUUCUCUGGGGUGAAGGACGAGGCCUCUCCAGAAGGAACCCAUUUCCUCGUACCCUGGAUCCAGAGAGCUAUUCUCUACGACUGCCGCACAAAGCCGAGGAAUAUUUCAACAACUACUGGCUCGAAGGACUUGCAAAUGGUGUCAAUCACUUUGCGUGUUCUCUCACGUCCAGACAUCAAGCAUCUUCCAAAGAUCUACCAAACUCUUGGCAUGGAUUAUGAUGAACGCGUCCUCCCAUCCAUCGGGAACGAAGUUCUCAAGGCUAUAGUUGCCCAGUUUGAUGCAGCUGAGCUGAUUACCCAGAGAGAGCUGGUUUCUUCAAGAAUUCGUGAGGAUCUUCUGCAGCGCGCUAGCGAAUUUCACCUCAAAUUGGAGGAUGUUUCCAUCACUCAUCUAACCUUCGGAAAAGAAUUCACUGUGGCUGUCGAAGCGAAGCAGAUUGCUCAGCAAGAUGCUGAACGUGCUAAGUUCAUAGUGGAGAAGGCGGAGCAAGAGCGUCAAGCUGCCGUUAUCCGAGCCGAAGGCGAGGCAGAGGCUGCUGCCACAAUUUCCCGCGCUUUGGAUCGUGCUGGCGAAGCCUUCGUCACAUUCCGAAAAAUUGAGGCAGCCAAAGCCAUCGUGCAGAGUCUCAGCCAAAAUAGGAAUGUCACGUAUCUGCCGACUGGCGGACCGAACGGAAGUGGGAUUCUGUUGAAUGUACCAGCACAACAGCAAUGAUUCGUGGUCGUUCUUCUGUAUUCUAUGGAUCAUCCUGUCUACUUCAUAGGUAUCCAUUGCACAACUUACACCAUGAAAGGGGGCUUUCCGGUUAUGGAAUAGUACGAGAAGAAAUAAAUAGGUACAAGGCGCGCCCAACGGAAGAAUCGGGGAACACUCAUCUAACGCAGAAGUUCAAGCAUUAGGGAAAGAUCGUACGGAACUCCAAUCGUCGUCAUCGAUUAUUAGCCAUUCGGAUUCCGAAGGGGUUCGAUUUUUGUUGACCCCUUGUCGUCCUGGAGAUUGAGAAAAGGGCUCUCGUCAUCAUCGUUAUCCGGUCCAUCUCCGUUAACACUGCUGUUCGCACCGCCUUGAGAGGAGCCCGUCGUGGUAUCACUAUUGAUGAGAGUGGAUUUCCAACCUCUGGAUCGCAUGUCUUCGUAGAACGUGUUGGCGGAGUUCAUCUUCUGCGCCUCUUCGUCUACGCG
Cantharellus anzutake is the source of this 1344-nucleotide messenger RNA. RefSeq names its product prohibitin. Gene Ontology annotation, biological process: mitochondrion organization. The record is from RefSeq and is a predicted model, not a curated record. Gene Ontology annotation, cellular component: membrane; mitochondrion. The transcript is spliced from 9 exons. NCBI's taxonomy places the organism in Eukaryota, Fungi, Basidiomycota, Agaricomycetes, Cantharellales, Hydnaceae. Bases 50 to 877 code for a protein of 275 amino acids.